Juglans microcarpa x Juglans regia is the source of this 645-nucleotide messenger RNA. RefSeq names its product TVP38/TMEM64 family membrane protein slr0305-like. Gene Ontology annotation, cellular component: membrane. The transcript has a single exon. Bases 1 to 645 code for a protein of 214 amino acids. The record is from RefSeq and is a predicted model, not a curated record. NCBI's taxonomy places the organism in Eukaryota, Viridiplantae, Streptophyta, Magnoliopsida, Fagales, Juglandaceae.
AUGGGUUCUGAAGGAUUUCCCUAUUCAACCGCUUGCUUCACUCUCCCCGUCGACAAGAUUCUGAAGGAAUUUUUAUUAUGGAUUGAACAAGAUCUUGGACCUUGGGGUCCUGUUGUACUGGCUGUUGCGUACAUUCCUCUGACAGUGUUGAAUGUUCCAGCAUCAGUGUUAACGUUUGGUGGCGAUGGUUAUGUUUUUGGGCUGCUUGUGGGCUUUGUAGCGCACUCUAUCAAUGCCAUUGUGGGUGCAGGGGCUGCAUUCCUUCUCGGCGGAAUGAUUGAGAAAUCAGUCGUUGUUUCUAAGUUAAAGAAUUAUCCAUGGUUUCAAUCAGUUGCCAUUGUAAUUCGUAGAUCUGGAUUUAAGAUCCUUUUGCUGCUUCGGUUUGUUCCCUUGCUGUCAUUUAACAUGUUGAAUUACCUCCUAUCUGUGACCCCUGUUCCAAUAGGAAAAUACAUGCUGGCUACCUGGUUAGGAAUGAUGCCAAUAACUCUUACAUUAGUUUAUGUUGGAACAACUUUCAAGGAUCUUUUUGAUGUGACACAUAGAUGGAGUGAAUUUUCAAAGACCCGUUGGAAUACGCACCACGGGAUGCUCUACUGGCAACCUGAAGGGGCACCGACUCCUUGUUUGCAAGAUUUUACUUAA